Molecule: messenger RNA, 2511 nt
Organism: Nanorana parkeri
Lineage: Eukaryota; Metazoa; Chordata; Amphibia; Anura; Dicroglossidae
Product: extracellular calcium-sensing receptor-like
Exons: 6
Coding region: 10-2511 (833 amino acids)
Biological process (GO): G protein-coupled receptor signaling pathway
Cellular component (GO): membrane
Molecular function (GO): G protein-coupled receptor activity
Source: RefSeq, a predicted model, not a curated record
GGAUGGAAGAUGGACACCUUUACCCAGCCAGGGGAUGUUCUGGUUGGAGGAAUCUUUUUGGUCUACUCUGGGUAUGAUUUUCCACUGGUGAACUUCCAAGAAGCACCGAAGCCGUUAUCCUGCAAGGGGUUUCACAUUCGCUACUAUCGGGAUGUUCUGGGCCUCAUGUUCGCAGUAGAUGAAGUUAACAAUUCCCCGGACCUGCUGCCUAACAUCACUCUUGGCUUCAGCCUUUUGGAGUCUUGUAUGUCAGAACUCCGGGCCAUAGGAGGGGUUAUGUCCCUUCUGUCAGGGGUAGGGAACCCUGUUCCUCAAUACAACUGCCACAAGACCUCUGCCAUGGUUGGGAUAGUUGGAGAUAUGGCGUCAGCUCUGUCAGUUCCUAUUGCCAGGAUCCUAGGAGUCCACCAUUAUCCACAGAUCAGCCAUGGGGCCUCUACGUCUUCCUUGAGCGACAAGGUGAACUUCCCAUCUUUCAUGCGCACGGUGUCCAAUAAUAUGUUUCAAAACGUUGCCCUCUCUCAGCUCGUCCAUUUGUUCAAUUGGACUUGGGUGGGAAUGUUGAUAGUGGACAACGAUGUGGGUGAGCAGGGUGGGAGGAUGAUCAGGGCUGAGAUAGAAAAAAGUGGAAGCUGUGUGGCCUUCGCCGAAAAAAUCCACCUAAGCUACUCUAGAGAGAAAGUCCUGAGGGUGGUGGGAAUCAUAAGACAGAGUUCGGUCAACGUAAUUAUCCUCCACAGCACCGAGCCCCACGUCAUGGCUCUGCUCGAUGCCUUGUUUGACCAAGGUGUGACUGGGAAGAUUUUCAUUUCGUCCGUUUCCUUCACAAUCACUCCCGGCCUCUUCUCCAGGAAGGCAUGGAAAGUUCUCAAUGGGACUGUGGGCCUAAUGCCUAAAACAAGACCCAUGCCAGGCUUUGAGUCCUUUCUUCAAAGUCUACAUCCAGCUUCAAACUCUUCGUACCCCUUUAUUAAACCUUUCUGGGAAACGGCAUUUCACUGCAGCUGGUCUGGUGAAAGAACGCUAGAAAAUGAAGCAAAUUCGAUGAGCAGUGGGUCACCAUGCACCGAAGACAGAGAUUUGAGGAUGAAGAUCCCGGAAUUAUUUGAGCUCUAUGACCUGAGCUACACUUACCAUGCCUACCUUGCCAUAUAUGCCUAUGCCCACGCUCUUCACGCACUGCUCAAGUGCCAGCCAACUCACUGUAUUUAUCCUGACGUCAGCAGCAUCCGACCCUGGCAGGUCCUCCAUUAUCUAAAGAAAACCCCUUUCCGCCCCCCAUCUGGGGAAGCCAUCACGUUUGACGCCAAUGGAGAUGUUUCUGCAUCAUAUGACUUUGUGACCAUCCGAAUCCUUCAUGGAGAAUUCCAGCUUGUGACUGUGGGAUCGUUUAACCCCGGGGCAAAGGCAAGUCAUGCGAUUGAUAUCAACACCAGCGAAAUUCUGUGGAAUGAGCGAUUCUCCCAGGUCCCCCAGUCAUCGUGCAGUGACAGUUGCCCUCCCGGAUACAGGAGGGUCACCAGACAAGGUCAGCCUUCAUGUUGCUUCGACUGUGUCUUGUGUUCUGCAGGAGACAUUUCCAACAGGACAGAUGCUGCUGAAUGUCUCAGAUGUCCAGGAGAUCAGUGGUCAAAUGAAGAACGGAACAGAUGCAUCCCAAAGAUUGUAGAGUUCCUUUCUUAUCAAGAACCACUAGGAAUUAUACUAGUACUGAUGGCCAUUGGGUCCUCCAUCCUGGCACUUUGCAUCCUAUUGAUAUUUAUUCGGUUCAAAGACACGCCAGUGAUCAAAGCCACCAACAGAGAAUUGAGCUACAUACUGCUGGUGUCUCUCAUUCUCUGCUUCCUCUGCUGUCUUGUGUUCAUUGGUCAACCGUCUACUAUCACCUGCCUCCUAAGACAAACCUUCUUCAGUGUGAUCUUCUCCAUUAGUAUCUCCUCAGUCCUGGCCAAGACUAUUAUGGUGAUCCUUGCCUUUAAAGCCACCAGGCUCAACAGUCCAUUAAGAAAAUGGCUUGGUCCCACCAUCCCUCGUAAUGUUGUAGGACUUUGUUCAGUUCUGCAGAUUCUUAUUUGUUCGGUGUGGCUUCAUAGGUCACCGCCGUUUCCGACUAUGAACACUGAAACUGAGAAUUUUAAGAUUAUUCUGGAGUGCAACGAAGGCCAGAAAGUGUUUUUCUACCUAUCUUUGGGGUUCAUGGGUUUUCUGGCCAUGAUAAGCUUCUUCGUGGCUUUCCUGGCAAGGAACCUUCCUGGAAGCUUCAAUGAGGCCAAACUGAUCACCUUCAGCAUGCUGGUCUUCUGUUGUGUCUGGAUCUCCUUCAUCCCAGCCUAUCUGAGCACCAGUGGCAAGUACACCGUGGCUGUUCAGAUAUUUGCUAUCUUGGCUUCCAGUGCUGGACUGCUGUGCUGUAUUUUUCUUCCCAAAUGUUGCAUUAUCCUACUGAGACCAGAAAGGAACAGCCGACAGUUUAUAGGUGUCCACAAGGUUUUUAGACAUGAAAGGUUAUAG